Molecule: messenger RNA, 1227 nt
Organism: Rhipicephalus sanguineus (brown dog tick)
Lineage: Eukaryota; Metazoa; Arthropoda; Arachnida; Ixodida; Ixodidae
Product: splicing factor, proline- and glutamine-rich-like
Exons: 1
Coding region: 1-1227 (408 amino acids)
Cellular component (GO): cytosol
Molecular function (GO): mRNA binding
Source: RefSeq, a predicted model, not a curated record
AUGAGCUUCCACGACAACACAGAGCCACGCCAGCAGCGUCCACCUAUCUACCGACCCAAGGACCCUCCACCCGACGUAGCCCUUGAUCGGAGCCGCAUCUACAUUGGUAACCUACCUCAUACCGUGACUGAGGACGAUGUGCGAGAACUGGUUGAGCCCUAUGGGGCUGUGCGUGACGUCUUUGUGAACAGCCAGAAGGGCUUUGCCUUUGUAAAGAUGGACAGCCCACAGAGUGCAGAGGCUGUGGUGACUAACCUGGACAUGAACCUGAGGCGUGGACGACGACUUCGCGUGACACCAGCGUCUAAUGCGAAGGGCAAGUUGGCUAAAGCGUUGGGUCAUGGCGGUGGUGCUGUGCGACCUCGGGAUGAGAAGCCGGGUGGUCGCUGCCGACUGUUUGUGGGCAACCUGCCAGCAAGUACAGGGGAGGAGGAGCUGCGCCGCCUCUUUUCGGAACAUGGAGAAGUGCAAGAGACAUUCCUGAACUCUGAAAAGGGCUUUGGUUUUGUCAAAAUGGCUUCCUACGAAGCAGCUGAAGCCGCUAAGGCAGCCCUCGACGAUGCACUUGUUGAUGGACGACGCAUUCAGGUGCGAUUUGCCACCCAGGGUACAUGUCUUAGUGUGCGCAAUCUUGGACCGUGGGUCUCAAAUGAACUACUGGAAAGUGCUUUUUCUCUUUUUGGUGAAGUUGAGAGGGCUGUGGUUAUCGUAGAUGACAGGGGGCGUUCGGUGGGUGAGGGCAUUGUGGAGUUUGCACGCAAGCCUGCUGCCCAAGCUGCUUUGAAGCGAUGUCUCGAGGGCUGCUUCUUACUAACCAGUGAACCGAGACCUGUUUAUGCUGAGCCACUGGAGUACAGAGACUGGGUUUUAGGUCUUCCUGAACGGACAGUGUCACGGCGAGGGCGGGGUUAUGCACGGGAACGAGAAUUGGGGCCACGUUUUGCACGACCCGGCACACAAGAGCAUAGGGUGGCAGAACGCUGGAAACGUUUUCUAGACUUUGAGAAGGACAAGCGGGAAGAAUUGGAAAAGGUACUGAAUGAAGAGCGUCGGAAAUUGGAAGAAGAGGUGGAACGCUUCCGUAGAGAACAGGUGCUGGAACGUCCCUUCCCACCUUGGCAGGAUGGACCUCACGAUCAGUACGCCAGCUAUUUGGGCUACGACACAGGCUAUCUUGGGUAUCCACCACAGUAUGGUGCAGGCUGGAACCAUCGCAGUCCUUACUGA